Microplitis demolitor is the source of this 3045-nucleotide messenger RNA. It is a transcript of the gene dnt, whose product is annotated as tyrosine-protein kinase Dnt. Gene Ontology annotation, molecular function: ATP binding; protein tyrosine kinase activity. The transcript has 9 exons. Gene Ontology annotation, biological process: cell surface receptor protein tyrosine kinase signaling pathway; axonogenesis; protein phosphorylation. Bases 554 to 2236 code for a protein of 560 amino acids. The record is from RefSeq and is a predicted model, not a curated record. NCBI's taxonomy places the organism in Eukaryota, Metazoa, Arthropoda, Insecta, Hymenoptera, Braconidae. Gene Ontology annotation, cellular component: signaling receptor complex.
CGAUGGCGGCUGUAGCAGAACUGGUUGUGGCUUUCACGCGGCAACACACUCCAGUCCCUAGUUAACUCACUGAAAUAUUAUUCAAUUUAUAACCUGUACAUUUUUAAAUAUAUCAACUACAUAAAUAAUAAUAAAUAAUACCUUAAUAACAAUAAUAAAUAUUUUAUUUAAAAAAUAUUUUAAGUGAAACCGAAAAACUAGCACGUGUUACUCCAAACAAGCUGUCAAAAUUCCAGAAAGAGAGAGAGGGAGAGACAAGAAAGUGAAGAAAUAAAAAUAUUUUCAAAAAUGAGGUGACUUAACAAGAGAACAAAAGACAGUAAUCGAGUGUAGUAGAUUUCAAUAAAAGUGUAUGAUAUUUAUUCAAAUUUAAAAAGCAGCAAAAUAGAGGUACGUGUGCGCGGGCGCUAAAUAAUUUGCGUCUUCGUCUGGUUACAAUUCGCGGACUCGGUCGCUCCAACGCGGGUUUAACCGAACACGUGGUUUUUAAGAGCGAGCUGAGUCGAGUUGAAUUGAGGAAAGGAAGAAAGUUGUAAGCAACCUCAUCAUAAUCAUGUUGCUGAUGCUGUUGGCAAGAUUAGCGAUGUUGUUUAUCGUGGUGAGGCCAGGACACGGGCACUUCAAUCUCUUUCUCAGUCAGGCUGAAGUUAGAAAAUUAAUGGGCCUACAGGCAGAGUUAUUUUACGUAAGAGAGGGAGUUAUAAAUGAGUAUGCCAUAAAGUUUGUCGUCCCUGUACCAGCGCAGGUCCAUAAGCUUCAUUUUACGUGGGAAAAUCUCGCUGGGAGACCACUGCCGUACACGAUGGCAGUAGACAUCAGUAAUCCCUCAGCCUUGAGUAGUUCUUUAAAUAUUUCACAAGUGGGUGAGAUCCCCGUGGGAGGAUUGCAGACAUGGGCGCUGGCAUUACACUGCGGACCAUAUGACGCCGAAGUGGAUUUAUCUUUACGCAUCAGCGUCGCCCAAACCCGGCGCAACGCCACGACCCUGGAGGUUCGCCGCAAGAAAAUUUGCCUGAAAGACAAAAGCGGGUUUCCAGCACCCGAGGAAGUUCUCGUGGCAGCUUCUGGUUCAACCUCCGGCGGUCAAAUUUUUUACGCUGCCAUUGGAUGUGCUUGUGCUUUUAUCGCUGCUAUUUUUGUUCUCGUCGGCGCUUAUUAUGUUCGUGAUAAGAAGGCCCGUCGUCACCGCGAUCCACUGCAGGAAUCCAGGGGUCUAAGCUCAGCCUGUAGCGUAGAAAGAGGGACAGGAAUUGGACCAGCUCAGACAUUUUUGUCACCGGAAACCCCACCGCCACCGUCAAGUGUUUCCGCCUCAAGUUACCGUCGUCUUGACGACCGACCUAGUCGUGAAUUGCAUGAAAGGAUACAGGAAAUUACUGUUCAAAGAUGUAGAGUACGUCUUUUGAGCAUCGAAUUGGAGGGCACGUUUGGGCGGGUCUAUCGUGGUAGUUAUCAUGAAGAAGGAGCUACUGCCCCAAGAGACGUUUUGGUUAAGACGGCAGCGGAACAUGCCUCGCAAUCUCAAGUCGCAAUGUUACUACGAGAAGGUUUAGCUUUAUAUGGAUUGAGUCAUCCAGCAUUGUUAACAGUUCUCGGAGUGUCAAUAGAGGACAGAAGCGCUCCAUUCCUCCUGUACCCACGGACGGGUUACAGAAAUAUGAAAAAAUUUCUCGGACCAACGGGAAGAUGUAAAGUAAGCAGUGAGGGUCCUCCAAGAGCGCUAACGACCCAGGAAGUUGUUGAAAUGGCACUACAAGCUGCUAAAGGUGUCCAAUAUUUACACCGCAAGCGGCUAGUGCACCGAGACCUCGCGGCGCGAAACUGCGUGGUGGACGAUGACCUGAGAGUUCAAAUAACAGACAACGCAUUGGCGCGAGAUCUUUUCCCACAAGACUAUCACUGUCUCGGUGAUAACGAGAACAGGCCAAUUAAGUGGAUGGCUAUUGAAAGUCUUCUUACUAAAUCAUUCACCACUGCAUCUGAUGUUUGGGCAUUUGGCGUAUUGCUGUGGGAAUUAACAACACGAGCUCAACAACCAUACCUAGAAGUCGAUCCAUUCGAUAUGGCUGCAUACCUCCGAGACGGUUAUAGACUCGCGCAGCCGAUAAAUUGUCCGGAUGAAUUAUUCGCCGUAAUGGCGUAUUGUUGGGCGAUGUCACCGGACGAACGACCCACAGUCAGUCAGCUCAUCGUCUGCCUACAAGAGUUCCACACUCAACUCACUCGAUACGUUUAGAAAAUAUAAAUUUAUUUAUAGCUAUUAAUAAUUGUUGUAUAGAAGACUGUUGUUGAAAGUGUCCCCACGUGCUUGCUGUAAUAAUUUUUCUUAACUUUAAAAUAUUUAAGAAAAAUUAUUAUACUUGUGUAUAUAUUUUUUAUUAGUACUUACGCGGAUGUAUAUUUUCUCCCGUUCGCUUUUUAUAGAAAGAAAAAUUUAUGAUAAUGAAAAAUUAUUUUCUGGCGCGUUAGAGUUUUAAUUAUUAAUUUAAUUACUUGACUAAACAAUAAUAUAUAAAUAGAUAUAUAUAUCAACUUAUCAAAACGUUUAUUUUAAAUACCUAUUUAACUUAAAAAAAAAAAAAUUACAUGCCAAUCCAGUGUUCAUUAUAGACUACAAUAUUUAAUUAAAUUAAAAAUUAAAAUACAAUAAUUAGUUUCGCUUAAAUAACUAAUUAUAAUUUUUAAAAUUGAUACUGAUAAAUUUAUCAUAGCGCUGAUAAAUUUUAAUUUUUAAAAAUAAUGCCAACAAACUAAUGAACCUCGCGAGAAAUAAUAUUUACAUAAGUAUACAUAAAAACUAAAAAAAAUUAGUUGUAGAUACCAUGUGAUAGAAAAAAAGUUCGUUGCUGCAGUUAAUUAACGUGCCAAUUUUUUGUAUUUUUGUAUAUAUAUAUAUAAAUAUAUAUAAAAUAGAAUUAUAAAAAUAAAUCUAUGUUUAAUAAUACCUAUAAGUAGACGUAAUAAAACCGAAAGACUGUAAAUAUUGAGCGGAUUUACAAAUAUAUAUGUAUACAUAAAUAUAUAAAUAUAUAUGUGCAAAGUAAA